CCUUCGGCCACCAAGACGGGUACAACGAUUGUCGGUCUGACGUUUGCGGGCGGUGUCGUCUUGGGCGCGGACACGCGUGCGACGGGCGGGACGGAAGUAGCGGAAAAGAACUGCGAGAAGAUCCACUACCUCGCACCGAACAUGUACUGCUGUGGCGCGGGAACGGCGGCCGACACGGAAAAGACGACGGCGCUCAUUAGUUCGCAGCUCGAACUCUUGCGCAUGGACACGCACGCGCCGUCCCGCGUCGUCACGGCCUGUACCCUGCUCAAGCGGAUGCUCUUUCGCUACCAGGGACACGUGAGUGCCGCACUCGUGCUCGGGGGAGUCGACGUCCACGGACCGCACGUGUAUCAGAUAUAUCCGCACGGGAGUACCAGCAAGUUGCCCUACACGACCAUGGGCAGUGGCAGUCUCGCCGCCAUGUCCGUCUUUGAAAGUUCCUGGAAGGAAAAUAUGGAAGAGGCCGAUGCCGUGCGACUCGUCCAACGCGCGAUUGGUGCGGGGAUCUUCAACGACCUCGGGUCCGGGAGUAACUGCGACGUUUGUAUCAUUCGUCUCGAUGGGACGGUCGAUUACCGUCGCAACGAUAUUAAGCCCAAC
Phaeodactylum tricornutum CCAP 1055/1 is the source of this 603-nucleotide messenger RNA. RefSeq lists its product with no specific name. The record is from RefSeq and is a predicted model, not a curated record. The annotation marks the transcript as partial. NCBI's taxonomy places the organism in Eukaryota, Bacillariophyta, Bacillariophyceae, Surirellales, Neidiaceae. Gene Ontology annotation, cellular component: proteasome core complex. The transcript has a single exon. Gene Ontology annotation, molecular function: threonine-type endopeptidase activity.